Drosophila persimilis is the source of this 1774-nucleotide messenger RNA. Its product is annotated as thiamine transporter 1. Gene Ontology annotation, biological process: vitamin transport; transmembrane transport. The coding region runs from base 283 to 1581 and encodes 432 amino acids. The transcript has 2 exons. NCBI's taxonomy places the organism in Eukaryota, Metazoa, Arthropoda, Insecta, Diptera, Drosophilidae. The record is from RefSeq and is a predicted model, not a curated record. Gene Ontology annotation, molecular function: vitamin transmembrane transporter activity. Gene Ontology annotation, cellular component: plasma membrane.
GAAGAGUGAACAAGUCUAGCACAUAUGUUGACACGAUGCUGCUCUAUACGAUUUUUGAGAGGUUCGAUGAGCGGGAGAGCACAAGUUGGGGUUCUCUCAGAUCUAUGUAUAGGAAUAGUUAAACGUAUAAGACAGAGAAAGCCUCAGCACUUGGCGGGCCCGCCCGAUCGGUCCAAUCAGUCGCCGGUUCGUCGUUCAGUGCGUCGCGUCGUUUUGGGCUUUGGUUACGACACAGGGAACACGCGCUGCAUUCUUUAGCACUCGCUGAACGAUCCACAGAAUAUGGAGUACUGGCUGAAGAUCUCGCUGCUGCUUUGCACUUUCGGCUUCCUUCGCGAGCUGCGGCCAUCGGAGCCGUAUGUGACCGAAUAUCUGGCCGGAGACUAUGGCAAUCUGACCUCCGAGCAGGUAUACCAGAAUGUCUAUCCCUUUGGCACGUACUCGGUGCUAGCGCAAUUGGUGAUUGUGUUCCUCAUCACGGAUCUGGUGCGGUACAGGCCGGUGAUCGUUCUGUCCGCCGUUGCUGGGAUCGUGCUGUUCGCCCUGCAGAUAUGGUGCGAUACCCUGAGAAUGCUACAGGUUGCCCAGCUCUUCUAUGGCUUCUUCACGGCCGCCGAGGUGGCCUACUACACGUACAUCUAUGCCAAGGUGGACAAGGAGCGCUAUCAGAUCGUCACCGGACACACGCGUGCGGCUAUCUUGAGCGGAAAGUUUCUGGGCGGACUGGUGGCCCAGAUUCUGGUGUCCACCGACAGCAUGGACUAUGGGGAGCUGUACUACAUAUCGCUGACCACACAGAUCAUAUCGUUGGGUGUGUCCCUGGUUCUUCCCAGCGUGCCACGCAGUCUGUAUUUCUAUGCGAAUGAUGCCAGUCCGAGUCCAACGCCUGGCGGCGAGGAGAAGGUCCCACAAUUCUCACUCAAAAGGGCCUGUCGCCUGCUGUGGUACCACCUGGUGUCUUCAUAUUCGAACCGCAUUGUCCUGCAGUGGAGUGUGUGGUGGGCCCUGGCCACCUGUGGUCAGAUUCAGGUGAUAUCGUAUAUUCAGUUCCUGUGGAAGGAGGUGGCGCCCGAACAUCAGAGCGUCUACAAUGGCGGUGUGGAGGCAUUGGCCACCCUCCUGGGCGCCGUAGGAGCCAUUGUGGCGGGUAUGCUCAACUCGAACAAGCGACGCAGCUCCUAUAUGCUGUGCAACUCCAUUUGCGCUGCUGUUCUGGGCGGUCUCUUGCUAUACGCCUCACAAACCACUGUACUCUGGGUGGCUUACGUCAAUUAUGUGCUCUUCUGUGCCAUAUUCUUCUUCAUCAUCACUGUGGCAGGAGCCAUUGUGGCCGAGAAUCUGGUGGAGGACAGCUUUGGCCUCGUCUUCGGCAUCAACACUUUGGUGGGACUCAUGUUGCAGACGAUCCUCACCAUUGUCGUGGUGGAACCGGAUCCGGGCUUUGGCUUGGGGCUGCGGGAUCAGUAUCUAGUCAACGGAGGCUAUUUCCUCUGCUUGGGGGGAAUCUUUGGACUCUGGAUUCUCAUUGCAAAGCUAUGUGCCAAGUCCAGGAACUCGAAGCAAAUGCGAAUAACCACGUAGCGGAGACCAUGAGACACGUAAUGCGAUAUAAUUUAGAAAAAUUUUGUAUUAAAUCGUUCCGCAUCAGCCCACCGAAUUGUAUAUACCUUGUAAUUCGAGUGUUAAUAUUUGUUAAUCUCAAAAGACUAUUAAUGGGUCGAUGGGAUGCGUAAUUAUUUAAUUGUUCCUAUAAAUACAUAUAUGCUAAUUCCGA